This is a messenger RNA of Erythranthe guttata (spotted monkey flower), 3059 nucleotides long. Its product is annotated as protein PLASTID MOVEMENT IMPAIRED 1-RELATED 2. Lineage: Eukaryota; Viridiplantae; Streptophyta; Magnoliopsida; Lamiales; Phrymaceae. The record is from RefSeq and is a predicted model, not a curated record.
UUCGGAGACUCAACCCCAAGUAGGGAAUAUUCCGGCCAAACUCCAAAUCAGCGCCAGCUAAUUACUCUAUCCCUAAUCCCUAACCAAAUCAAAAAACUGAAGCUCAGCGAUCAACAGGAUUAUCAGUCAACAGCAGCUCCUUUUUCCUGACUGAAUCUCUAGAUUUUGCUUUGGGAGUGAAGGGCAUGGCAUCCGAAGUAAAACCCACGAAAGGCGAUGACGGAGAUUUUGGAUGUGGGGUUUUAUUGCGUGAUAUAGAAGAAAUCAGCAAAGCCCUUUAUUUGCACAAAAUGCCACGGAAGACAUUUAAUUCGUCUCUCGACCACCCCAGAAACGUGGCUGAUAAUAAAACCGACAUUUCGGAACCCAAAUCCAACGUCAUUAUUCAAGAUUCGUCACAAAAGGACAAUAAAAAAUCGUCAAUAUGGAAUUGGAAGCCUUUAAAGGCACUGGCCCACUUACGUAACCACCGUUUCAAUUGCUGUUUCUUUCUGCAUGUCCAUGCAAUCGAAGGGCUGCCCCCGAAUUUCAACAAUCUUGACAUCUGUGUAACAUGGAAACGAAGAGCUGACAUGUCGAAAACUCGCACUUCUCGUGUUUGUUUGGGAAUGGCUGAGUUCGAAGAGACUCUCAUGUACCGGUGUAACGUGUACGGUGGCAGAAAUGGGCCCCACAGCUCAGCAAAAUACGAGCCAAAGCUUUUCUCGAUUUAUCCAUCCGUGAUAGAGGCACCGGUUCUUGAUAUUGGGAAACACUGGAUUGAUUUAAGCAGGUUGCUGCCAUUAACAAUGGAGGAGUUAGAGGAGGGUAAAAGUAGCACAGGAAAGUGGACUACGAGCUUUAAGCUCACAGGCAAGGCGAAAGGCGCAAUGCUAAAUGUUAGUUUUGGGUUCUCGAUUUUGGAUGGUGAUUCGUUCGAGCCAGGUUAUUUUGUGGAAGUUCCUGAUAUUUUGAAGGAACGUGGACAAAAUCAUAAUCUUGAUUGUGUUACAGCCAUUUCAAGUAAAGGGUCGUCGUAUCACGAUUCUCCGUCUGCGAAUGUAAAAUGUCUUGAGGGAGAGCUUUCGCACUCGGUUACUUUAUUGUAUAGGAAACUUAACGAGGGAAAAAUGGAUAAUAUGAUGGAGUUUGAUUCAUCACCCGAUUCUGCAUGUGGAGAAACUCGACAUGAGUUUAAUGAGAUCGAAUUUGAUGUAAUUGAUCAAGGAAUCGAAGAAGUAUUUACGAAAGAUCAGAUUAAAAUAGAAAAAAUUAAAAGUCACAGAUUUGAGAAUCCUGUAAUAGAAACCAUUGAUGUUGCCGAAAUUUUCGAGGGCGAAGAGGAAACUGCUUUAAACGAGUAUGUGGAAUGGAAAUCAAAUCUCGACGUAGAUAAACAAGAUGAACAAGAAUCUGCAACUGAUGAUCCCGAAUCAACAUUCGAAGAACUUAUUGCAGAAUCUAUAGAAAACGAUUUUCUCAACAUGUUAAGCUUCGACCAUAAUCAAGAAGACAUUGAUUUGCAGAAAGAGCAUAAAGAUGACUUCGAUUUGUCGUUUGCUAUCCAAGCAGUUGAAACUAAUUACGUUAGCCUAAACCCAUCUUUUAUAAGCAACAGAAAAAACGCCGAAAGGCUCGAGAAUUUAGAAACAGAAGUCUUAAUGCAAGAAUGGGGUUUGAACGAAAAGGCCUUCCAGUAUUCUCCACGUAUUAGUUCAGGCGGAUUUGGGAGUCCGGUAUAUCUUCCUGCAGAAGAGCCUUUAAAAUUGCCUUGUAUCGAAGAAGGUGUGGGCCCCAUUAUUCGGACAAAGGAUGGUGGUUUAUUGAGGUCGAUGAAUCCGUUGCUUUUCAGAAACGGAAACAAUGGUGCAAGAUUAAUCGUGCAGGUUUCUGCUCCUGUUGUAUUACCCUCUAAAAUGGGAUUUACCGUAAUGGAUGUGCUAAAAUGUUGGGCAUCUGAAGGAGUCGAAAAGAUGUGUGUUCAGACAAAUGAAUUGAUGCCAUUGGAAGAUGUCACGGGGAAGACAAUGCAGCAAGUUUUGUCUGAAUCUGAAUCACACUAUUCUAAUAGAUGGGCUUUGGAGCAGGGUUUUGAUUCCGAGGAGAGAAAUUCUGAUUAUGUAUCUACUGAAGAUCUUAUUCCGAUGGCGAUAACAAACAUUGAAGGGCUUCUAAUUGAAGGGUUAAAGAUUCAGUGUGGCAUUCCAGAUCAAGAGGCACCUUCAAGCAUUAGUAUCAAGCUCGCCCGAAACUCCGAUUCUUUAGGGAAGGUUCCGGAACCUUCUAGUAACUUCAGUAUCGAAACAGCUUCAGACUUUCCGGUUAUGGAUAUGGAUGAAUUAAUGAAGUACACCCUGUCGUUGAAAGAGUGGCUGAGGCUCGAUUCUGGUAGGUCCCUCGAUAAUGGCAUUUUUCGUAAAAACUUCGUAAUGUGCUUCAAAAUGCAGCUUAGAGAUCCCUCUCGUGAUUACGAGACCGUGGGUCCCGCUAUGCUCGCUCUGAUUCAAGCAGACAAGGUUCUAGAUGGAACCGAUUACAAAAAAAAUGAAGACAAGAUAUAUGAACCGAUGUUCAAAGUCUUGGAAGUUCAUCUUGCUGGAUUGAAUGUUGUACCUGGUGGUAAUAAUACACACAUUUGGGGAACUAGCAGACAACGUCAAUCGGGUGCCAGGUGGCUGAUUUCUAGUGGUUUGACCAAGUCCAACAAGAAUCUCGUUUUAAAAUCCUCAACAAGAAAGGCGUUGAGUGAGGAUGUUUUGUGGAGCAUAUCGUGUCCUAUUGAAGGUGAAGCGGUUGCAUGGGAUGAUCGGGUUGCACUAAAUGUUCAUAUAAGAAAUCCCGAUAUUAUUUUUUCCGACUGAGUACGUAUCAAAGUGGCCAAGAGAAACAAACAGAACAGGCAUGUUUAUUAUUAUCCCUUUUGAUUUAUAUAUAUAUAUAUGCUAUAUAUGUCUUUAUUUAACCGAAAAUGUAUAAAGUGGCUAAAGAUAGAUUCAAUGUAUAGAACUCUUUUGUAUAAAUCGUACGUAUCGAUUUAUAUUUUUUUGUUGGAAUGGUAUUGGAAAUAGCUUUUUGUCCUA